UCCCGGCUCGCGCGGGGGGAGAGGCUUCACUAUGUCGGCAGCGGGUUCGCCGCAGUCUGCGGGGCGUCGUAGUAAAUGGGAUCGUCCAGAACCAACUCCUGGGUUGAUGGCAGGACAAAUUGAGUCUCAGAUGAAUAGUUUUCCUUCAGCGGGCUCGCAAGUUGGGGUUCAUGGUGGAGUUUCCUCUAUGUCUUCAUCAGUCAGCCAGUCUCCUCAAUCCUCAUCAGAAGCUUUAGGGGCAGCUGCUGCUGCCGCUGCCAAAAUUAAUGCCAUGUUGAUGGCAAAAGGGAAACUAAAGCUACCACAGACUCCAAGUGGCAGGGAAAACCGAUCAAUGAUGCCUUCAAAAUUGAUGUCCCAUCUAAAGAACAAAGAUGAUAUGGUGGUGGCUGAGAUUGAAAUAAAUGAUGUUCCUAUUGUCUGUAGAAAUCUGCUGACCAGAGGCCAUACUCAAGAUGAGAUAAAUAAGAUCAGUGGUGCUGCUGUUUCCACUAGAGGGCGUUUCAUGACAGUAGAAGAGAAGCAGAUGGCUGUACAAGGGGAUCGACCCCUCUACCUUUGCAUACAGGCCCAGACGCAGGACAGCGUGGACAGAGCCGUAAACAGGAUCAAGGAAAUUAUUGGUGAGGCAUUAGCAAAAGAAGCCAUCAAACAACCUCUUCCACUUGUAGUAACGUCUACUGCAAGGAGCAAUUCCAUGACUUCACAUAACCAUUCUCCAUACAAUUCCUUGCCUCAGUUACAGCCAGGGAUGCAUUUUGUUCAGGACAAAAUCUUUGUCGGUCUGGAGCAUGCUCCUACUUUCAAUGCAAAAGAAAAAGUGGAAGGCCCAGGAGGUUCCUAUCUGCACCAUAUUCAGAAUGAAACAGGGGCCAAAGUUCAUCUCAGGGGCAAAGGAUCAGGCUUCAUUGAGCCAACAUCUGGAAGAGAAGCAUUUGAACCGAUGUAUAUUUAUAUCACCCAUCCUAAGCCAGAAGGUUUAGCAGGGGCAAAAACAUUGUGCGAAAACCUGCUUCAGACGGUACAUGCAGAGUAUUCUAGAUACCAAAGCCAGAUGACCAUAGGAAUGGGACCACCAUCAGUCUAUCCAAUGGUGACACCAUCUCCAGCUAUGGCUCCUGCCCAUAAUCCUGUCUCUGUUCUACCUCCUGUGAUGACGUCACAGCCAUAUCCCAUUCAGCCUCAAUCAUCUGUCCCAUACACGUAUGCAAACACAAAUGUACAGUAUUCUACACAGCAGUUAAGGCAGCCUCUUCAAACCCCAUACAGUACUGGAUUGCCUACAGAGAUGUCACAAAGUCAAGUUGUGUCGGGGAUGAUGCACUCAGUACCCCAGAACAACUUUUCUGUGCCACAACCAAUGCCAGGACCUUGUUAUGCGCCACAACCAAUGCAACAAACUGGAGCAUCUUCACAGCAGGUCCAACAUGUAAACUCUGCCCCCAUGCCAGUCUCUGUGUCCAGCUCAGAGUAUCAGAUCCCGGCCACAAGUACUAAUAACCCUGUUUCAAUGCCACCUCCUGUGUCGUCCUCUCAACCACAAAAGAGACGUUUCAGAGAAGAGAGAAUGGCCAAUACACCAGAAGAACUUCUUGGAUACCAGCACGGACCAUUUCACUUGACUAAUCUAGGUACUAGGAGCAGUCAGGAUAUGGGCUCUGGGUUGAAGAUUGCUGCUGAUCCUACCUUCUUUGGAAGGGGAAGAGAAAGGCAGCUGAUGCCCCCACUGUCCAACCAUGGAGAUCAUUCUGAAAUGCCAGAAGCCUCGAUGCCUGUAUUGCGUUCUUUAAAUAUGCAAGGUCAUACUUCUUCACCAAGCCAUAAACGGCAGAAGACGAGUGACAGCCUAGGUGCGCUGGCCCAAUAUGGGGAGGACUCUUCAGAUGAGGAAGAAGAAAGGCAGAGGCGAGGGGGGAGAUACAGGAAUUCUGGAAAUGCAUCGCGCAAUAUGUACCCUCCCUAUUUUCAGCAUUCUAAUCAACAUCAUCCUCCCCACCCCCCCCAGCACCAUCAUCACCAGCAGCAGCUUCACCACCAGCAGCAACAGCAAGCUCUCCCAAGGUCCCACAAUACCAUGCCCUUCUGGAUGGCUCCCAAUUAACAUUGUGUUUUAAAUGCAUUUUUCUUAAUAUUCUCUUCACAAUGUGCAGUUUGAACUUCAGUUGUUCACCUGUCUUUGCUAGCUACAGUACCUUUACCCAAUAUACAACUACACCUGUACUCAAUAAGGAUCAUCAGUAUCAAAUGGCUGACUUCAGCAAUGAAAGCUGGAUUUUUACUAAAGGUAUAUACACACCAACUUGUGAAGAACCAUACUCUACUGUUAUUUAACAGGACUUCAUCUACUGCAGCAAUGUGAAGAGUAAAUUCAAAGAUUGCCUUUCAUAGGCACGAAUUUCAGAAUGCAGGACAAAUGGGGAGAAAAAGAUACCAUUUUCCCCACCUAAAGUUUGCAUCAGCAUGAUUCGUGCAUCAAUCUUCUAUGUUGUAAUGAGCAAGAAUUUAGUGUAUUUCAUUGUACAACUGUAAAAUAAAAUGUGAGAAAUAUAUAGUACAUUAUAACUUGGUAGUAUUUGUAAAAUGCUAAAGUCAUGAAUCUAAGUUUCCUUUGAAUUUGUUCUGCAUUCAGUGCAAUGUUUGACAAAGGGGUGAUCUAUAAUGGGAAUACAUGUGUAGGUAGGGCUGUGUCGUGGUUUAUUUUGAUAACUGAAUGAUUUAACAUUUGUACUUGGAUAUAGUUAAGUAAUUAAAAAAAAUUACCAUGAAUUCUG
This is a messenger RNA of Callorhinchus milii (elephant shark), 2771 nucleotides long. RefSeq names its product KH domain containing 4, pre-mRNA splicing factor (gene khdc4). The coding region runs from base 32 to 2101 and encodes 689 amino acids. NCBI's taxonomy places the organism in Eukaryota, Metazoa, Chordata, Chondrichthyes, Chimaeriformes, Callorhinchidae. The transcript has 14 exons. The record is from RefSeq and is a predicted model, not a curated record. Gene Ontology annotation, molecular function: RNA binding. Gene Ontology annotation, cellular component: nucleus.